Dipodomys spectabilis (banner-tailed kangaroo rat) is the source of this 1016-nucleotide messenger RNA. Its product is annotated as gamma-parvin-like. The record is from RefSeq and is a predicted model, not a curated record. Gene Ontology annotation, biological process: establishment or maintenance of cell polarity; actin cytoskeleton organization; cell projection assembly. Gene Ontology annotation, cellular component: cytoplasm; actin cytoskeleton; focal adhesion. Lineage: Eukaryota; Metazoa; Chordata; Mammalia; Rodentia; Heteromyidae. Gene Ontology annotation, molecular function: actin binding. The coding region runs from base 121 to 471 and encodes 116 amino acids. The transcript is spliced from 5 exons.
UUCCUUUGGCGGGAGGGUAGCAGCACGGUGACUAGUUGUUUGUUGGCUUGGCCUGCAGGGGACAUCUUUGAUGAAUUAUUUGCGGCAACUCCAGAGAAAGUGAGCUCUGUGAAAGAGGCUAUGCUGAGUUUUGUCAACCAGAAGCUGGAGCGCCUGGGCCUGUCUGUGCGGGAUCUGGACACCCAGUUUGCAGAUGGAGUCCUUCUGCUCCUGCUGAUUGGACAGCUGGAAGGCUUCUUCCUCCACCUGAAGGAAUUCUUCCUCACUCCCAGCAAUCCUGCAGAAAUGUUACACAACGUUACCCUGGCAUUGGAGCUGCUGAGGGACCAAGGCCUGCUGGGCUACCCCAUCAGCCCCGAGGACAUUGUGAACAAGGACACGAAGAGCAUUUUGCGGGUGCUCCACAGCCUAUUCUCCAAGCACAAGCUGAAAGCAGAUGUGGAUGGGGUGCCCGGUGGAACCCCAAAUUAACAUUGCUGCUCCCCCACCCCAAGCCGGGUCUCAGGACCCACGCUCUGGGCCCCGUGUCCCCCAUCUCCCUCCCAGCCCGGCCGCGUCCCGCGCAGUGAGUGCCUUUGAACCAGGAUGGGUACAUCUGCUGUGAGCCAACGCGCUGUGCUGAGCUUAUUUGAACAAGCAUGCUUCUGGGAGCCAGCUGCAGGCCUGUGAAGAGGACACUCAGCCCCGCAGGGGCGGGCGGCCCUGGCCCUCCGCAGCUCUGUGGUCUGGGCUGCCCUCUCCCCACUCCCUGCAGUCCAGACAAAGCACCGCCCUAGGGUCCCAGAUGCUCAGGCCAAGGGCUGAGGGCCUGGCCCUGGCCUCCGCAGAUGCUCAGGGUCCACCUGCCUCCUGGUGCAGGUCAUGGGCCCAGGAUCGCCAUGAGAGCCAGCCCCGCCCCCGGGAGAAGCAAUUUUGGUUCCUGCCAAAGCAUGGCGCGGCCCUGGCCGACCCCCACAGCUGGGCUGGGGAGCUCUGCCCCCAAAUCACGCCAAAGAAAUCUCUGUGGUUGACAACGA